AUGUCCACUUCCACCCCCGAUGCCACCGCCCAAGUCGCCGGACACGCCGCCGCCCAUCCCUCCCCCUCCGCCGAACUCGCCGGUCUUAAAGUAAGGCUGCGCGCUGCCCUGCGCCAGUUCCCGGACUUCCCCUCGCCGGGCAUUCUGUUCGAGGAUAUCCUGCCCAUCUUCGCCGACCCAACGCUGCAUGAGGCCCUCCUCCGCUCCCUCGAGCUGCACAUCCUCGCCUCCUACAAUGGCCAGAAGCCCGAUGUCGUUGUCGGCCUCGAGGCCCGCGGCUUUCUGAUGGGCCCCAGUCUGGCGCUGCGUCUCGGUGCGAGCUUUGUUCCUGUGCGCAAGCAGGGAAAGCUGCCCGGUCCUUGCGAGACGCAGGCCUACGAGAAGGAGUAUGGCCAGGAUUUCUUCCAGAUGCAGGCCGAUUCGAUCAAGCCCGGCCAGAAGGUCAUUGUCGUUGACGAUAUUAUUGCCACUGGUGGUUCCGCCUGUGCCGCCGGCGAACUGAUCAAGAAGAUGGGCGGCGACCUGCUCGGCUUCAUUUUCAUUCUCGAGUUGGAAUUCCUCAAGGGACGCGACAAGCUGCCGGCACCGGUGUGCACGCUUCUCACGGGCCAAGCCUAG
Molecule: messenger RNA, 618 nt
Organism: Penicillium lagena
Lineage: Eukaryota; Fungi; Ascomycota; Eurotiomycetes; Eurotiales; Aspergillaceae
Product: adenine phosphoribosyltransferase APT1
Exons: 2
Coding region: 1-618 (205 amino acids)
Biological process (GO): adenine salvage; AMP salvage
Cellular component (GO): cytoplasm
Molecular function (GO): adenine binding; adenine phosphoribosyltransferase activity; AMP binding
Source: RefSeq, a predicted model, not a curated record